GGGGGCCUGGAACGGAGGGAGGUUGUAGCUCCGCAAAGCGGCCAAAGGCGGCAGAGGCGAGCUGCCGUGUGGGGCUGGGAAAGGCAUCGUGCAGACCUCCUGCUUUGCGCCAGUUAAAGGGAAAGCCAGCGAGAGGGAGGCUGCGGCUGCUUCCCCAUCCCAGGCAGAGGCGGAGCAGCGGGGAGCCCGGGUGUCUGGAAGGGACCCAGUGGUUAUGGCAGGGACUGUGAGGAGAACCACUCGCCAGGACAGAGAGGCAGUGACUGAGGGGAGGAAAAAAAAGAAAAGCGACAUUCAGGAGGAGCAUUCAGGAGGAGCAAAUUGAUUUUGAACAGGAUCACGUCUGAAUUAAAUGGCUGAUAAACAGAUCAGUUUGCCUGCCAAGCUGAUCAAUGGAGGGAUAGCUGGGCUGAUUGGAGUCACUUGUGUAUUUCCCAUUGACUUGGCGAAAACUCGCCUGCAGAACCAGCAAAAUGGCCAGCGGAUGUACACCAGCAUGUCUGACUGCCUUAUUAAGACAAUCCGGUCGGAAGGUUACUUCGGCAUGUACAGAGGGGCUGCGGUGAACCUGACUCUAGUGACACCAGAAAAGGCCAUCAAGCUAGCGGCCAAUGACUUCUUCCGGUAUCAUCUCUCCAAAGAUGGGAAGAAGCUGACGCUGCUGAGGGAGAUGCUGGCCGGCUGCGGGGCAGGCACCUGCCAGGUGAUUGUCACCACUCCCAUGGAGAUGCUCAAAAUCCAGCUGCAGGAUGCAGGCCGAAUUGCGGCCCAGAAGAAGCUAAUGGCAGCACAAGCCCAGCUCUCCACCACCACCAGCGCUGGGGCAGCAGAGUCGGUAGUGGAGACACGGACCACGGCGACGCAAAUCACCAGGGAACUACUUCGGAGCAAAGGCAUCAUGGGGCUUUACAAGGGCCUUGGGGCCACGCUGCUAAGAGACGUCCCGUUUUCCAUUGUUUACUUCCCGUUGUUUGCGAACCUGAACAAGCUGGGCCAGAAGAGCCCUGAUGUCAAGGCCCCAUUCUACGUGUCCUUCCUAUCCGGGUGCCUGGCGGGCAGCACGGCAGCAGUGGCUGUCAAUCCGUGUGAUGUAAUCAAGACAAGGCUGCAGUCCUUGAAAAGGGGAGUGAAUGAGGACACAUACUCAGGAAUCCUAGACUGCACCAGGAAAAUCUGGCAGAAGGAAGGGCCCCUGGCCUUCCUGAAGGGGGCGUACUGCAGAGCCUUGGUCAUCGCCCCGCUCUUCGGCAUCGCGCAAGUCGUCUAUUUCAUAGGCAUCGCGGAGUUCUUCCUCGACAUGCUUCCGAAGCGCCGGGAUUAACCUUUGCACGCACUCGCUGCUGGUCAGAAUUCAUCCAGCAUUGGUUGUCGUCGUCAAUGGUGUCAGAGCAACAGCACAAAGGGUUAAAGCAGCAACCUUGAGGGUGAAGGUCGUCUCCAAACAAUAAGUCCCUUCCACCUCUUGAUACGUCCCCAUCUUAUCCGGCCCUCCAGGACAAUACUUAAUUAUGCAUAUCUAUUAUUUUUAAUUGUCAUUCUUAAAGACACUGGUUAGCACAGACUGGGCUCACAGACCUCGGACCUUCUCCCAGCAAUGGGAGGGGAAGAAACCGCCCACAGCCUCUGAAUUACCAGGCAGUCAAGAAAGGCGCAAAAGAACCAAACUCUGUUUCCCCAGUCCCUCUUCUGGUGUGCCAAGCUUCUGGGAAGACAAGGCCCCAGCACAACUUCUAAAGGGGGACCAUAUUGUCAAUAGAGGAGGCAGGUAGAUGCCAGAAUCAAAAAAUUUCUUUGUAAGGACUUGUCCUGAAACCCCCCUAAAAUCAGCUGGACUUGGAUGAACUUCUUGGAGAUCAGAGGAGGAGAAAGGGUUUAUUUUUUUUUAAUCAAAGGGACUUCCUUGCUAAAUAGGGGCUGUGGGGCCUGUGUGGGGGGAGAUGUACACUGCACGUCCUUGCAACGUGUCUGCUCUGUAAGAGUAUGUCCGUGGGAUCACGUGUGAAUGUCUUCAGGUGCAUCUGUGUUUAGCUAUGAGCUACAGGCGGGAGAGGGGAGAAUUUAACGACAUGGGAUCAACUUUUUAUUUAUGCAGGAAAAACAAAUCCAAUUACAUUCCUUAAAUCAGCCCAGCUCUGACGUGUCAAACAGUUGCUCUACCCAGAGUACUGGUUGUGUGUGUCUUUGGACCCGUCUCUAAGAUGUGUUUCUCUCCUUUCCUGUGGGUGUUUGCACUCGCAAAGGGUCACUUAAAAAGAGGUCUCAGAGUCAGGCUUUUUGGUUAAAGAUCAGGAUAGGCCACAUCCUCAGCUGGUGUAAAUGGUUGUAGAUCCUUUGAAGUCCGUGAGCUCUAUUGAAAUCAGUGGGACUAUGAUAGUUUGCACCAACUGAGUAUCUGGCUCAUUUUACUUGGGGAUUGGGUUGCCAGCUUCUUUAUCCAGACCAAAACUGGGAUGUGGAAAAGAAAUGAGGCCAGGGCAUCUGUUUUAUUUCCACAGGGACCUAAUUCCAUACGACUUACCUCUCAAAGGCCAGGUGUGGUUUUGUUAUGAUGUUUUCUCUGAAGUACAUACAGAGAGGCAGUAUGACUCCAAUCGGAUCCGCGCCAGCAGAAAAGCCUGCCUAUGGGCGUCCAGUUGUGGGAUUGAGGACGAUAGCCAGUCUUCCUGCUCACUUUGGGGAGGUAGUCAUUGACUGGAUAACAGGAUGGCAACCCUAGACACGUACGAAUUCAGUUAAAGGGACACUAAUGUUUUUAAAAAACCCAAACCUUUUCUUUAUCUGUCUUCACAAUCUCACUUUGAAUUGUCACAAGAGAAAGAACUGAAAAUCUGGUGUGCUUUAUUAUUGCACGUCAUUCCAUUUCAACAUGUACACUAAACUGGUUUCACUUUUAGUUUAUAGUCAGCUUCACUUUCUGCUUCCCCAUCACUAACAUCAUGGUGAUGUUUGUUUCCGACACAACAGUUGAAGAAUAACUUUAAAAAAACAGUUUCCACUUGAAAUCUGUGUAUUUCAACCCUUUUUAUUUAGGUUUUUAAAAACUUUUUCUUUGUAAAACCUAAAUUGGAGGCCAGUUGUCCUGAUCAUGCACCUUUAAUGUAGAGGAGGUUGUUACACAGCUAAGUUCUCACUUUUGCUUAUGUGAAACAUAAAAAAUGAUUUUAUCCUACACAGAUGGGACUCUGCAUAGAUGAUCUCUCGAUCAUAGAAUCAUAGAAUAUCAGGGUUGGAAGGGACCUCAGGAGGUCAUCUAGUCCAACCCCCUGCUCAAAGCAGGACCAAUCCCCAAUUAAAUCAUCCCAGCCAGGGCUUUGUCAAGCCUGACCUUAAAAACUUCUAAGGAAGGAGAUUCUACCACCUCCCUAGGUAACACAUUCCAGUGUUUCACCACCCUCUUAGUGAAAAAGUUUUUCCUAAUAUCCAACCUAAACCUCCCCCACUGCAACUUGAGACCAUUACUUCUUGUCCUGUCCUCUUCUACCACUGAGAAUAGUCUAGAACCAUCCUCUCUGGAACCACCUCUCAGGUAGUUGAAAGCAGCUAUCAAAUCCCCCCUCAUUCUUCUCUUCUGCAGACUAAACAAUCCCAGUUCCCUCAGCCUCUCCUCAUAAGUCAUGUGUUCCAGACCCCUAAUCAUUUUUGUUGCCCUUCGCUGGACUCUCUCCAAUUUAUCCACAUCCUUCUUGUAGUGCGGGGCCCAAAACUGGACACAGUACUCCAGAUGAGGCCUCACCAAUGUCGAAUAGAGGGGAACGAUCACGUCCCUCGAUCUGCUCGCUAUGCCCCUACUUAUACAUCCCAAAAUGCCAUUGGCCUUGGCAACAAGGGCACACUGCUGACUCAUAUCCAGCUUCUUGUCCACUGUCACCCCUAGGUCCUUUUCCGCAGAACUGCUGCCUAGCCAUUCGGUCCCUAGUCUGUAGCUGUGCAUUGGGUUCUUCCAUCCUAAGUGCAGGACCCUGCACUUAUCCUUGUUGAACCUCAUCAGAUUUCUUUUGGCCCAAUCCUCCAAUUUGUCUAGGUCCCUCUGUAUCCUAUCCCUGCCCUCCAGCGUAUCUACCACUCCUCCUAGUUUAGUAUCAUCCACAAAUUUGCUGAGAGUGCAAUCCACACCAUCCUCCAGAUCAUUUAUGAAGAUAUUGAACAAAACCGGCCCCAGGACUGACCCCUGGGGCACUCCACUUGACACCGGCUGCCAACUAGACAUGGAGUCAUUGAUCACUACCUGUUGAGCCCGACAAUCUAGCCAACUUUCUACCCACCUUAUAGUGCAUUCAUCCAGCCCAUACUUCCUUAACUUGCUGACAAGAAUACUGUGGGAGACCGUGUCAAAAGCUUUGCUAAAGUCAAGAAACGAUACAUCCACUGCUUUCCCUUCAUCCACAGAACCAGUAAUCUCAUCAUAGAAGGCGAUUAGAUUAGUCAGGCAUGACCUUCCCUUGGUGAAUCCAUGCUGACUGUUCCUGAUCACUUUCCUCUCAUGUAAGUGCUUCAGGAUUGAUUCUUUGAGGACCUGCUCCAUGAUUUUUCCGGGGACUGAGGUGAGGCUGACUGGCCUGUAGUUCCCAGGAUCCUCCUCCUUCCCUUUUUUAAAGAUUGGCACUACAUUAGCCUUUUUCCAGUCAUCUGGGACUUCCCCCGUUCGCCACAAGUUUUCAAAGAUAUGGCCAAUGGCUCUGCAAUCACGGCCGCCAAUUCCUUUAGCACUCUCGGAUGCAACUCGUCCGGCCCCAUGGACUUGUGCACGUUCAGCUUUUCUAAAUAGUCCCUAACCACCUCUUUCUCCACAGAGGGCUGGCCAUCUACUCCCCAUGCUGUGAUGCCCAGCGCAGCAGUCUGGGAGCUGACCUUGUUAGUGAAGACAGAGGCAAAAAAAGCAUUGAGUACAUUAGCUUUUUCCACAUCCUCUGUCACUAGGUUGCCUCCCUCAUUCAGUAAGGGGCCCACACUUUCCCUGGCUUUCUUCUUGUUGCCAACAUACCUGAAGAAACCCUUCUUGUUACUCUUGACAUCUCUUGCUAGCUGCAGCUCCAGGUGCGAUUUGGCCCUCCUGAUUUCAUUCCUACAUGCCCGAGCAAUAUUUUUAUACUCUUCCCUGGUCAUAUGUCCACUCCCACUUCUUGUAAGCUUCUUUUUUAUGUUUAAGAUCCGCUAGGAUUUCGCCGUUAAGCCAAGCUGGUCGCCUGCCAUAUUUACUAUUCUUUCGACUCAUCGGGAUGGUUUGUCCCUGUAACCUCAACAGGGAUUCCUUGAAAUACAGCCAGCUCUCCUGGACUUCUUUCCCCUUCAUGUUAGUCCCCCAGGGGAUCCUGGCCAUCCGUUCCCUGAGGGAGUCGAAGUCUGCUUUCCUGAAGUCCAGGGUCCGUAUCCUGCUGCUUACCUUUCUUCCCUGUGUCAGGAUCCUGAACUCAACCAACUCAUGGUCACUGCCUCCCAGAUUCCCAUCCACUUUUGCUUCCCCCACUAAUUCUUCCCGGUUUGUGAGCAGCAGGUCAAGAAAAGCCCCCCCCCGUUGGCUCCUCUAGCACUUGCACCAGGAAAUUGUCCCCUACGCUUUCCAAAAACUUCCUGGAUUGUCUAUGCACUGCUGUAUUGCUCUCCCAGCAGAUAUCAGGAAAAUUAAAGUCACCCAUGAGAACCAGGGCAUGCGAUCUAGUAGCUUCUGCGAGUUGCCGGAAGAAAGCCCCAUCCACCUCAUCCCCCUGGUCCGGUGGUCUAUAGCAGACUCCCACCACUACAUCACUGUUGUUGCUCACACUUCUAAACUUAAUCCAGAGACACUCAUAACAAUCUUUUGUGAUCAGUACUAUGAUGCUUGUGUCACUCUGGAUUUUUUCUGAGUUGCCCUUAAAGAAAAGUUUGGGGUUUUUUUUUUCCGUAGGGUGACUCUUCUCCUGCUUUAUGAUGUAUUAUGAAGGCCUGAAAGGUGUACAGCUUUUUUAAGGAUUUUUUUUUUUGUUUUCUGCUUGGAUUUUGCAUGUAUGGUUCAGAUCCUCACCUAGGCUGGAAGAGUGAUGGUCGGAGAGCUAAUGAAAUGGUGAUGCCCCACGAGAUUGAAAGUUGAACAGUUGAUAGGGAAAGGAUUUCUAGUCACUACUUCAAACGUUUUUCUUUGUGUUAACACCUAUUUAAUGUUAAGGACUAACUUACAUUUUGGAGGAAGGAAGGUUUUGUUUAACCCCAUCCGUUAUGGUAUGACUAGACUAAACAUCCCACGAGCCUCCCAGGCGUUAUCCAGCAAGACCCGGGAAACCCAAGAGCUGACAUGCCUGAUAUUUAAAAGGGAAAGAGCAAGUGACCACCUCCUCCUCUUUAGAAACAGGCCUUCUCUAUACCUCAUAAAGAAUCCAGAAGGAACACUAGCCUGAUUUUUGAACAGUCCUUUGCAGCUUACUUUGGUCUUUGCAUUUCUUGGCAAAAUUUUAAUGUUCAAAUGGUAAACGCCCCUCCCCCCUCCCAGCCAAUAUAUUAUUGUGUAUGAGACUUACAAUUUGGGGGUAAAAAUACAUUGCCAGUAAGUGUGUCAGAAUGAAAUGAAGAGUUCAGUGGCAAAUACAGGUUUGAAGCAGCCUCUCCCCCUAUAAUAUGCUGCUCUUACUAUGGAUAUCUGUGCUCCCAGCUGUCCGCUUUGGUCCUAUUUGGUUUCACACUGUGAUGUGGACCAGCAAUGUUGUUGCCAUGGUUAUUGGGCACAGAAAAGGGCCUGGAAAAUGCUGCUUUAUGGCCUCAGACAAAGAUCCAUAGAAAAUAUCCCUCCCUUUCUCCCAUCUCCCCCCAGCUUUUAUUUUUAAAUUUCAGCAGAAAGAUUGCACACAGUGAGCCCUAUGUGGUGUGUUAGCGCGGGGCCUUUGUGAGCUGAAGUUCUUGGUGCUGACGAACUCGCGCUGCUCCAGCCCAGUGAAGAGUCCUCUUUAGUGCCAAGAGACUUAAGGACUGACCUGUAAAAUUCUGAAGUCAGGAGCAAUUGCAUCUGCCUGAGAUCUGGAAUUUCAAAGGGGGGGGCCCUGGCGUUGCUGCAGUAACCGACUCGAGCUGGUGGCCCUGCAACCCAUCAAGUCAGAAACUCUUACAUUAGCAUUUAAUAACCCCUCUCCCCCUCCCUCCCUCCAGGGCUAAGCCCUGUCCCUUCCUGGCAGGGCUGCCUGGCGCCACCCAUGAAAGCUAGCAGGUGCCUCCUUUUGUUCUGAUCAUUCCAGCCAUGGAGGGGAGCCAUCAGCAUUCGUAUCGGCAGCUGUAGCCCACUGAUUAAAGUGGAAUCAGCUGCACUGGUGUAGAUUGUGUGUAUGCUAGGGUUUGGCACCAGAGGUUAAUAUCCCCGUGUGGACAAGACCUUAGUGCAGCUCUAAAGACCAAACUGUAGAUGUUUCCAUUUAACAGAAGUGUGACUCCCUGUUAGUUCUGUACACCCUGUCCCACCCUCUUCAUGCUGGGCAUUACCAACAGGGCCAGCACUUCCCUGCAGGUGGUGUUGCUAGGGCCAUUGGGGAACUGCAGUACUCAAUGACUAGCUAACACCCUGUGGUCACCUUGCCAAGUCCAAGUGCAGAACCCACCCCAGUUAAGGGCCUGAGCCUGGAUUAUUAGCAGGCAUGAGUGCAGCUCACAUCUCUGCAGAGCUUUUCCUAAAGGAGGAGAGCAGGAUCAGGGUAAAGAGAGUUUGAGGUGAGUCCUGUGUCUUGAUUCCAGUGGCAGAUUGAGUACCACCCUGUGACCCAGCGGUGGGGCAGCGAGCUUGCAGGCCCACAUCUCAUGGGGUUUUCAGAACAUGCCCAAACCCUCUGGAAGCUGGGAACAUUGGGUUGAUACCCAAAUCCCCUUUUCACAGCUUCAUGAACCCAGCAAAGCAUGUGUCUGGCACCAUCAUUGUACCAGUGUGUGAGCGCUCCAGCUUUCAGCAGUGUGUUCUGCCUGUUGGGGAUGGAGUGGCUUGGGGCAGGGCCUGAGACUGGUACAGGGGAGGGAAGACUCUUUAAACUGUAUUUAAUGCUGUAUGUUAAAAGUAUGUCACUUUCCUGUUUCCCUGGAGAUUAUCUCCGGUCACUCCAGCAGUGGAGGCCUGGAAUGCAGAAAUGCUGAUGUGUUUUUUUUCUGCAUGGGAAAGAGAUCUAUUUCCCACAAUCCCUUGAUUUUAUUUCCUGAUGAUUCUGCCAGCGACUGCUGUUCUGUUUGGGAACUUGAUUUGAGAUUGCAACACUGGCUGGCUCAGGGGCUCAAACAGAAGCACACUACUGUGUUGAAGCUGAAUGCUCCGAAAAGGAUUACCAGUUGCAAGAGGGAGGUCAGUGUCUGUGAUAAUUAGACCUACAAAUGGAUUCCCUGGAACAACCUCUUGAAGAUUCCAAGGGUGUUUUAAACCUCGGAUACUGGUGUUUCUGUAGAAUAUGCCUGUGUGUGUGCAUAGAAUGCCCAGCCUGUUGCUUUUGUAGGAUAUGCCUGCUGUUGUCCCUUUCUGAUAUGAUCUGCACCUGCAGGUUUGUUGGGGUGCACCAUGAGUCCUCUUUAGUUUUGUUUCUUUCCAUCUCAGAAACAGGAAGGCUAAAAUUUUCAGAAGUGGCCUCUGAUUUUGGCUGUGCCCAAUCUCAGGUGCUUUGGGCCUGAGGCUUUUGGAAGAGCUGAGCACCCCAAAUUCUAAUUGAAGUGAGUAGUGUUUGGUGCCUCUGAAAAUCUGGCUAAUGACAUCUCAAAGUAGGCACCUAAAAUCAGGCUACUUUUGGAAAUGUUGGUCCUAAGUUUAUAACUCAUAGACCUGGCUGGGAUCCUGACAGCCAAGACUUUGGCUUGGGACCCCAUCAACAAAAGCCAGUGUUUAGACCUAGAAAUUUUGAGUAUUUCCCUUGCAGAGGUCUGAGUAGCUAAGAGAUGGUGGAAAAAACACAGACACAGAAAUAAUUUAGUCUCUCAAAAUGCAGACUUACCCGGACAGAGCUGUGAGGAGCAUCCUGCAGGCUAAGCUGACUGGUAAUUGCGAUGCUCCUAGGAGAUCUGACACUGUCCUCGCCAUUUGGUGUUCCUGUAGUCAGCAGGAAAAGAGUCUCCAUGGUAGGGGAAGAUGAAAAGCAUGAUGUGUGGACCAGUUCUAGUGAUCAGCAAGAACUUAAGUUUUGAGGUGGUGCUUUGACAUGGAUUUCUGCUCCCUUUAACUGCUUUGUUGUGGCCCAUGAUCGAGGGUGCCUGUGGCUUUUCCAAAUAGCUUUUGGGAGCGCUAGUUGCUGAUUACCUAGCUGUGUAUGCAUGCGGAAUCUCUCGCCACACAAUACUCUGCUUCGGGUGCUUUGUUGGAACGGGGACCCAUGGAUGUCCCAGUGUCUGCCCGAAGCCUCGCAGUAGAGGCCACGGGGUUUGGCCCAUCAGGACACAAUUACAAAAUCCAAAGGCAAACGUGAGGCCAUUGGCUCCAAAAACCUCUAUGAGCCAAGAUCUGUAGUCGGAGUCUACUGCUCCUUCAUUCCACCACAGUGACCUUUUGUGGAGCAUGCAGCACUAGGAGUCUGUCAGGCUGCCUUUGCCAUCCAGCUGUGCCUGUGGCUCACCCCACAAGGCCUGUCUACACUGGAGAAAUUGUCUAACCAGUUCGGCUAGACUUUUUUUUUUUUUCUGAAAUAGCUGAGAACUAUUGCAUAGCUCUAGAUUGAAGCAGUUAAGGCAGCCUGACCCAGUUGGAAGGCCAAGUGGUCAAGGCUGUUGCUCUGAUUGGGUUUUAAAACAGAUUUAGCUGUGCCAACUUGAAACCACUUACCAAAUCUGCCCAAUGUAGACAGGCCCUUAAUGCCAGGCUUUGUAAGAUCCUUGCAGUUCAAUGAAUCAUUGAAGGCCAGAAUCCCACGUCAAGUGGAAAAACAAAGCAGAGGUCACAGCAUUACAGUGGCUGAAUGCUUCAGUUUCCAUCAACUGUGGCCACUGCAACAGUCAUUGUAGCUUCCUUGUAUACAGUUCAUCUGCAUGAUGUGCCCUGAGCAAAGGCAUCUUGACCACAGAUUACAGCCUCCUUUGUCAAUUGACUUUUUAGACUAGACGAUAGAAUCAGGUGAGGUUGUUUGUAACUGACCCUAAGGGAAGGGAGUGAGUGUGGUGUAGUGGUUAGAUCACACGAAUGGGAGAUGGGAAUUCUGGAAUCCACCUGGCUCUGCUGCUAACUCAGUGCCUCAGUGAGAUGGGGAAAAUCCUACUUGUCUACCUCGCAGAAAUGGCAAGGCUUAAUCCAUUUGCAUUUGUCUCUUGAGAUCAUCAGCUGGAAGGUACUACAGAAUGCAGCUUAUGGGUAUUAUAAGAAGGGUUGACUGUUCUUCAGAUAUGGAAUGGACAGCACCUUCGGGCCCAAUUAAAUAAUAUGGAUUAAUGUGUCUUGGGGAAACCUGGCCAGAUGCAAUGUGAUAGCCAGAAUGGAGCCAUGCUAAUUUACAUCAGCUGAGGAUCUGGCCUUUACUUUGCAAUUAACAUGCACAAGGCAGAAAUAAUAUUUUAAAAAGAAAUCUGCAAUAUGUAACCACUGCUCCUUCUGGAUGUAUGGGUUGCUUGCAAUAGGUUCUCUAAGUCACCGUAAUGAGACCAGCUGGGAUGUUCCACUCUUGCCUGAUGUUCACUUGUCCUUAGUCUCGUCCAUUCCUAACCAAUCAGAUGUACAGCGUGUGAAAUCUCUUGCAUUCCUGCAACAUUCAGGGAGAGCAGAGCAAACUGUUGCCCACCCUGCAAAUAGUGCUGAUGCUUUUGGGAACCUAAGGCUGUCUAUGGGCUUCUGUAGGAUGUGCGUGCUGUUGUCCCCAAUGGACUUUGUGAGGCGUGUGACACGUUAAACUUGUGUUUUGUUGUUGUGCACUCACCAAACAGGGAGCCGUUGGCUUGAUUGGUUUUUACAGCAGCCCCAUGAGUGCUGGUUAAUAACAAACUGAGACCAUCGUACAUGGCAUGUGAGCAGGAACUGGAAGAGGCACAGAGAAAAUUGGAGAGGGGGGCAGUCAUGGGGCUUGAGUCUGGUGGUGGUAGAAAAGGGUUUUUUUGGAGAGUAGGGGAUGGGGAGUGGCUACAGAAAGGUUCUGAUGAUCAGUGGCACUUGGUACCUGCCAUUCCCAUUAACUCCGCCCAAGGUUGAAGGUUCAGCACUAGAGCUGGUUAGAAUGGGCUUUUUGCCCAUGGAAAAUUUAGACCUUUUUAGGGGAAAAACCAAAAUAUUUUGGUUUGUAAAUGUUGCCAUGAUGCCUCAUGUGAGUCCUAGUUUGAGUGCCUGGUGCUCCCAUUGUCCUGUAGAGACUAGGCGUCUUGGUCACACUGCAUCUCCCAAGAUGCACAGCAGUCUCUCCUCAAGGUGAGGAGAUUUGAGUGCAUCAUAGGAGCCCUGGACCAGGGUACAUCAUGGGAGAUGUAGUAUGGCUGAAGAGCCAGACUCACCGGGGAGAAGGGGGACAUGAGGAAAUCAAACUACAGCUCCAUGGGGCACCAUGGCAGCAUACCCGAACUGAAAUGUUUUCUUCUUUGGAUGAAAUAGUUAGAUUGGAGGGCAUUUAUUUUAUUUUUUACAAAAUGAUUAAAUUUUCCAUGGACACUUAGUGAAAAACUUUGUUUUUGUGGUUUGGGUGGGUUGUGUUGUGUGUGUUUUUUCCAUCAAAAACAAAAACAACUUUUGACCAGCCCUAUUCAGCCUCUCUGAAAAUGAGGCCCAUAGAAGUUGAGGGAGUCCAUGAAAGCUUCUGAUGGAAAGAGGGGAGUAGUGAAUACAAGGGCACUGGGAGAGAGAAGUAAAGUGGGGGGAUUGUGUGGAAGGGACCUGAUGGGGGUUGGCAGAGAGAAUGAGGAGGAAGUAUGUAACGUAGCACAGGGGAGCGGAAACAAGAGGGGAUCUGCAGAAGAGACUCAGCACAGGGAGGAGGAGGACUGGCUAUACUUCAGGUACCAGACAUGGGAGCGGAGGUGUAUAGAAAGGACUAAAAAGACCUGACUGUGAAGAAGCCUUUGCUAUAGCACCCCAGGGUUUGAUCCUGCCAACACUGGGGAGAGGCAAAGCUUGUGUUGACUGGUCCAGGCUUGAGGGUCAGAUGCCCUGUGUUCUUUCCUGCUCCUGGAUGUUUUGCCUUUGGUUUCUGUAGGUGCAGGAGCAGGCCCUUUAUCUUCCAUCAGACAGUACAGUACCCAGUUACCAUACUGACACGAGCUCUGCAGACAAACAGGAACGGAGUGGAGGCCCAAUGCUGUUUCAGUGAGCACAACUUCCACAUGCGGGGGACACCUCUAGGAAGCUCUGCUUUGGUGCUGAUUGAUCCUAGGGACCGGAGCAUGACAGGAAGCAACAAGGGCAGGUACAAAGGCUUUCACCAAAUGGACCCCUCAAAGGAUAAUCUGUCUUCCCCUUGCACGUGUGUGGGGGAAGCAGGCUGGCACAAGAGAAGGGAAUGUUUUCCUGUACAACUUUAGCAUGGGGUGAACUAUGCUAUCAAUGUAGGUUUGUGUGCAGCGAAAGACCUUUUUCCUCGAGUUACUCUUACGCCAUAAUCUACUAUGAAUAUUUUGGGGGUCACUGAUAGGUGGUAUCGCCCACGAGCAAGAGGGUCUGGAUUUCUAUUCAGUGUAUUGCUACCUUACGUGGAUUGUGUAAUCUGUGCUAUGAUUGUUACCUACGCUCAUCCCUGACUGAGCCUGGAGUCCACUGUCGGAAUCCACCUCAUCACAGAAAGGAGCUGUGUGUGUGUGUGUUUGGAUUCACUUUUCUCCCUCCUACAGCUUGAUUCUCCCUGACUCAUACUUUGGUGUGGAAGGGGGCCCGCCCUUCUCCCAUUUUCAUGGCUUUUGGGGACCAUGUUGAGCCUCAGGAGAAGGUGACUAACGUGACACCUGGAAUGAUACCCUGGGCUCCGUGAGCUUUCCACCCUGCAGGCUUGGCCUCCACUAAGGUGACAGUAAAAAAUGAGCUCCAAAGCUGCCUUUGAGGAACGCUGUGGGUAAACAAGGGACUCCAUCCUCCAGAGCUGUCAAACCGGCACCUGGCCCCAGAAGAAUUUACUAAGCCAGGCACAAAAUGCAUUCUGGUUCAGAGUAGAAUUGAUUUCUCUCAGGAACGGGAGCAGACUCCCGUUUCCAUGGAAACAGGACUUCACUCCCUCCUACCCUACUGUAUGUGCCAUGCACUAAGCUCGUUGAGGCAAGCCCAUUUGUUUCCUAAGAAUCAGGGACUGCAACAAAAUGUCCUGUACCUUGUGUGUGCAGUUGUGCCUGAGGGACGGCAGAAGUGCUGCUGCCCUUGGUAUCUGGAGCAAAUAUUUUGAAUGAGGGUGUGCGAAGCAGGCCGGGGAUACUUGGAGUCCUCUCCCCCCACACCCAUGUGCUCCAUUCUCUGACAAGCUGUCCAAGAGUCUGUAUGCUUCUGAUCUGGAGCACAAGCCUCUGGAGAGACACUGCUUCCUCUGGACAGUUCAGUUUGUUUAGAGUCAGCCUGUGGCUGCUCUAGAGUUGCAAUUCUGGAAGGGAAGCAGGGAGUCCUGAGACUAUCAUUUAAAGGCGCAACUGUAUCACAGCCUUUUCUGGAGACUAAUAUCAGUGGGUCUUUAAUUUCUUCAGAGAAGAAAUUUGUUCCCACACAAAUGUGGCCCUGUCACACUCUUCAUUCCUGGAUCCUACAAACACUGGAAAAUGCCCAUUGAUGAAGGUACAAUUAAAGAAAACCACUGUCACACAAAGCCAGUGUUUUGUGUGUCCCUGUUUGUGUGUGGUCACCUUCCCUGAAAAGUGCUAGACAUCCCACCGUUGCUUCGGACAGUUUGGGAGGCAAGGGGUGGUCUGAGCAUUGGCCCAAGAACCAGGAAUUUAACAACUGUAAUCUCAGCUCUGACACUUCCCUCCCUUGGUGAUCUUGGUCAGGUCACUUAAACUUGCUGCCUCCCCUUUUCCAUUGGUAAAAUAGAUCAUUUCUCCUACCUCACAGGAUGUUGAGACUGAAUUAGCUUCUGUUUAGAAAGUACUGCCUACAAGUGCUAAGUGUUGCUGUUCCUAGACUAGACUGAGAAGAGGCAGGCUUGGGAUUUACUAUAGUGGAGGGAUCUGUAAAAAGCUGGAAAAACAUGAUUGUUCUUGACAAAAACUAGACACUCAGCAAAUCAGGAAUAGGCCGGAUGGUCACUUGGGUGCAGGGCACAAAUUGGGAGGCCUCAUUCAAAGCUUGCUGCAGUCCCUGGAGAGACUCCCACCAACGACAAUGGGCUUUGGAUCAAACCCAUGUGGGAGAAAGGAAGGGAUAUUUUCCUUGCUGAAAUAAAGUAAUGACAUGAGCAAAUCCAAGGAGAGGAUGUGCCAGACAAGCGUGCCUUUGGUUAGAAACUUUUCCUUUGGCCCUGCUUGUGCCUGGAAGGUUCUCCUAUCCCUUGCAGUGAUCCAAGCACAGGGCACACAUCCACUUCAUGCACAUUAGAUGCAUCCAAUGAACGGGAGGUGCAAGGGUAUGUGCAAGGGCAGAAUUGGCCGGCUGUGUGCGGUUACAACCUGCAUGCAAGUUUUGUGCAUGUGUCAGGGUUUGCACAGGUCUGCACUGUAUUUACUCUGUGUGUGUGUGUGUGUGUGUGUGUGUGUGUGUUUGUUUGAUGUCUUCUCUUUUUGUUCUAUGAUAUUUCUCCCCCCACCCCCUGCCCCUUGGAAGAGAAAGCUGAACACGUGAUCCUUCCAAAGCCCACUGAAGUCCAUGAGAGUCCUUCCAUUGUCUUGACUGGGCAUUGCACAGCACCAAGGGGACUAGCAGCAUAAAAUCCCCCUUCUGUUUGCAUCACCCGUCUUUCCUCCCCAAAUGUGGCCCUCUAUGUGAUGUCCCAGUUCUUGCAGUGAUGAAGUGAAUGAUCUCUGCUGUACAGUGCACUGUUGGUGUCUGUGGUUUGGUGUCUGAGGUUCUAUCUACUGCUCCUGAGGCAUUAAGGGAGCCAAGCUAUGAAAUCAGGCUUCUUUGUCGUUACCCAAUUUGCUAAUAUUUGCUGUUCUAUGCUAGGUACUUGUCAAGUCUUGGCAUUCCCAAUGCUGGCAUGAUUCCGUGCUGUUCUGAGUGUGCCCUGGGACCUUCUACUAAUGAAACGCUCAUCUUCUCAUUUCCAGUUCUCUUUAUUUUCUUGAUGUAGUUCUUGAGCAGUAGCUCAUCAGAACAUGGAAAAGACCAAUAGAUCCCCGUGUAACCGAUCCCAUUCAGCAACACUAAUCAUGGUUAACAGUGUUUUGACUGACUGGACUAUUUUCUGUGUAGAUUUAUUAUUUAUUUCUUGGUGUUAAAAGGGGGAGACCCACAUUCCAUCCUUUAAAACCCAGCUGGUUCAGUUCCAUGUUCUGUGUAGUAAUGUUUGACCAUUACAUGUGUGUUUAAACUUUUUUGCUGUUCUCUUCAAUGCAUUUGACUGUUGGUGAUUUUUCAAUAACAUCGUAUAACAUUGUAUCCCGUUGCUGUAGGGUCCUGGGCAAUACCUGUACUGUUUAAAAACUGCUGCUUUAAGGGGGGGUAUUUUUUUUUCCUAUUUGAAGAGUUUUUAAAAAUAUUGUAAUUUUUUUGUGUAUUGUCUUGUAAAAUAAAUAUUCUAAAUAUAA
Caretta caretta (loggerhead turtle) is the source of this 15537-nucleotide messenger RNA. RefSeq names its product solute carrier family 25 member 22 (gene SLC25A22). NCBI's taxonomy places the organism in Eukaryota, Metazoa, Chordata, Testudines, Cheloniidae. Gene Ontology annotation, molecular function: L-aspartate transmembrane transporter activity; L-glutamate transmembrane transporter activity. Gene Ontology annotation, biological process: L-glutamate transmembrane transport; aspartate transmembrane transport; malate-aspartate shuttle. The record is from RefSeq and is a predicted model, not a curated record.